Eutrema salsugineum is the source of this 1479-nucleotide messenger RNA. RefSeq names its product protein tesmin/TSO1-like CXC 8. The record is from RefSeq and is a predicted model, not a curated record. NCBI's taxonomy places the organism in Eukaryota, Viridiplantae, Streptophyta, Magnoliopsida, Brassicales, Brassicaceae. The coding region runs from base 85 to 1479 and encodes 464 amino acids. Gene Ontology annotation, biological process: regulation of DNA-templated transcription. Gene Ontology annotation, cellular component: nucleus. The transcript is spliced from 7 exons.
CUGAUCUGAUCCGACGAUUUCUCACCUAUCAUGCUGAAAUCGGUACGCGGAAUCGAGGGAAUCGCUUGUGUAGCGGCUAUGUGAAUGAUCGAUAUGAUAUGUAAAGUAGAUUCCGGCGCGAUUGCGACAAAGAAGAACCCUAGGGAGCUCGUUUUCACCAAAUUAGAGUUAUCUCCCGUCGUUCUGGAGUCGCCAGUCAGAGAACUUGCUCUUUUUCCUCCGAUUUCUCGGGAGCCUUUAGCAACUCCAGGAACAAAGGAUAAAACAGAUCAGGAAGGCAUUACUUGGAGGAAGCACAAAGGAUGUCGCUGCCGGCAGUCCAAAUGUUUAAAAUUGUACUGUGACUGCUUUGCAUCAGGAGUGUUAUGUAACGACUGUGAUUGUGGAGAUUGUCAUAACAACUCUAAGAACUGUGAUCUCAGAGAAGCAGCUGUGAUGAGUGUGCUAGAUCGCAAACCAAAUGCAUUCAGUGAAAAGCAUUUCAGCAGCAAAAUUGACAAGCAGUAUAAGGCUGCACCUGAUACUAAACUUGGAGUGCUUUCGAGAGGCUGCAAAUGUAAAAGAACCAAAUGCUUGAAGAAGUAUUGUGAAUGCUUUCAGGCAAACCUUCUGUGCUCAGACAACUGUAAGUGCAUCAACUGCAAGAAUGUUAGUGAAGAGAUCCAGCCUUCUGUUUUUGCCUGGACAUUCAACAACAGGAAUCUCUCUGAAAGUUAUGAGAAGCCCGAUAACAAUUACCAUGUAAACGAUCUAGGAAUCAUUUCUACUAACAGAGACAAUAUCGGCUUCAACAGCCACAAUACUGCUGGUCGUAUGAAUUAUGCUCCUGGAUUUUCUGCUCAUAAUUCCCUACAGGUAUACCGGAGGAGAAGAUACCAAGAGGUACCUGAGCAGCGGAAUUCUUGUCCAGCUCCUUUAAGUUCGAUACCUGACAAUUUCAUUCUAAAUUCUCUGGGUUCCCCUAUGUAUAGCUCUCCUAAACUCCCUUACAGAAAGAAAAGGUCGCGGUUGGGAUAUACUACCACAACACGUCUUCCAGACUUUGGAGAUAUACGCUCACUUCUCUUAGCAGCAUCUGAAUCUGCUAUAGCCAAUCAAUCAGACCAGAACAGGAUAUGCAAAAAGCCUGAUGAUAAGGAAGAUAUCAAUGACAAUGAGCUAUCGAAUGAGUCUGAGAGCAGUAAUGUGGAAGAUGAUAUACAAUCCUGUGGAAGAUUGAUCGAACUGAUAGAUGCUCAAUACAACGGAGAAGAGGAUUCCCACUAUAAGACCAAGAAAAGUGGGCAUGAUACAGAUAUAUACAUGGAGCAGGAAAGGGCAGUGCUUGAAACUUUCAGAGACUGUCUCCACAAGUACAUCAAGAUUAAAUUCAUAAAAGGUACUAAUUCCAUCUCAUUUGAUAAUCUCUGCUAUAAAUCAACGAUCACUCUUCAUUCUCUCCAUCGUCAGAGCCUAAUUACUACCGCUUUUAGUUGCUAA